Messenger RNA from Corylus avellana, 787 nucleotides. RefSeq lists its product as uncharacterized. Gene Ontology annotation, biological process: intracellular monoatomic cation homeostasis. NCBI's taxonomy places the organism in Eukaryota, Viridiplantae, Streptophyta, Magnoliopsida, Fagales, Betulaceae. The record is from RefSeq and is a predicted model, not a curated record. Gene Ontology annotation, cellular component: mitochondrial inner membrane.
UACACAGUUGCUUUUCACAGACUUGAUGGUUGCUAUAGAGCUACUCCUAAAUCAAUUGCGCGGUCACAGGGUGGCAGAGAGGGAAAGAAAGAGGUUAAAAAGAACUUUAAAUGAUAUAGCAUCACUUAUUCCAGUUACAAUUCUAAUGCUACUUCCUGUAUCUGUUGUAGGUCAUGCAGCCAUGCUAGCAGCAAUCAAAAAGUACAUGCCAUUCUUGAUCCCUUCUCCAUAUUCUUCCGAGCGGUUGGAUGUUGUGAAACAACUACAGAGAACUAAAAAGAUGCCAAUCCAGUCAUACUCAUGGACCAACCUUGAAGAUCCAUCAUCUUCCUCUAGAAUAUCUUAAGAAAUUAUUUGGGGAUCCCGCUGUCUUUUCUCGAUCUACUCUCUGAGUCAGUGUUGCAUCAUCUGUUCUUGUUACUUUACAUUAUUUGCCGUGAAGAUAAAUAGUAGAAAGUUUGAGAUUGUAUUUGUACACGUUAUCAACAAAUUAUCAACAAACUUGUUUGUCUUCAGUCUUAAUCCUUGAGUUGUCGAGGUUGUUGUUGAUGAUUAUCACCAUGUGCUUCAAUAAGCCCCUGCAAUUGCAAUGGAGGAGAGAACAUAUGUUGAGAUUGGAAUGUAAGGUGCAGAAAUAAGUGGAUCUCAAAUAAGCCUUUGAGCCUAUUUGAUAAGCUCUCACGCUGAGAUUUGUACACUACAAGAAGCAAAAAAAAUUGAUUUGCCUUGUAAAUCUAGGUUGAAGGAUUUUCAACUCCAAAUCUUGGAAAUUCCAACUUCAUUCUUG